Molecule: messenger RNA, 1751 nt
Organism: Daucus carota subsp. sativus
Lineage: Eukaryota; Viridiplantae; Streptophyta; Magnoliopsida; Apiales; Apiaceae
Exons: 2
Coding region: 319-1422 (367 amino acids)
Source: RefSeq, a predicted model, not a curated record
UCAUCCACCAUGAGUUGUCAACAGCUGGUAGUUAGUUUUAGUAAAUGAAUUUCAACAUGGUAUCAAAGCAGGACGACCUUGGUUAGGCGAUUUCAGAUCUUCAUCUCUGCAAUUUCUGAUCGAUUCUCUAGUAUAAUCCCCGAUCCAGGUGUUUUCUGUUCAUUUACGCUUCAUCUGCACUUCAUACUUGUUGUUUUCUCGAGUGAUUCAUUGUUUGAUUCACUGAUUGAUCUGAUUGUUUCACUAAUUGAUCUGGUUGUUCUGAUCUGCUGAUUAAUUGUUCUGAAUUUAUAUUUCUUCACAAAAUCUGAUUUCAUCAUGUCUCGAACUACAAAUUCUGCAUAUGAUGCCAAUCAGGAUCCUUCUAGUCCAUUUUACAUCCAUCCUAAUGAUAAUACUUCUACUCAACUUGUUUCUGUCAAGUUUGAUGGUACUAGAUACGCUAAUUGGAAGCGAUCUAUGUUGCUUAGCUUAACUGUAAAGAACAAACUCGGUUUUGUCAAUGGUACAAUAUUGGUACCUGAUGAGAAUGAUGUUGAUUUUUUGGCUUGGGAAUGUUGUAAUUCUCUGGUUGCUACCUGGCUGUUGUACAACCUUGAUGAUAAUAUUGCUCGAAAUGUUCUCUUUAAGAAAACUGCAAAAGAAAUCUGGAUGAAUCUUGGAUCUCGGUUUGACAGUGUGUCUCUCACACAAGUCUAUUCUCUUGAACAAAAACUGGCUGAGAUCACUCAAGGAAAAUUGAGUGUUUCUGAAUUCUAUACUGCUAUUACAACUCUUUGGGAUAAUCUUGAUGAUGCAGAUCCAUUUCUUCAGAAUACUUGUGCUUGUGGUCUCAGUUUGAGAGUCCAACAGAAGACUCAAGAACAUCGUUUGAUGCAAUUUUUAAUGAAGUUGAAUGAUCAAUAUUCAGCAGUGAGGGCAAAUAUUUUGAUGAUGUCUCCACCUCCUACUGUUGAUCAAGCUUAUAGGUUGAUUGCACAAGAAGAGAAUCACAAAGAAAUGACUCUUGCUAAGCCUGAAAGUAUGGCAUUCUAUGCAGAUCAAAGAGGUUCUGGAAACAAUAAGAAUCAGUAUUCUGGAAAUUACUCACAGAAGUUUGGGAACAGCAAUGGCCAGGACAGGAAACCUAAAUCAGGAGCAAAUUAUUACUGUACUAAUUGCAAGGUUCCAGGUCAUAGCAUUGAUAGAUGCUUUAAGAUUCAUGGUUAUCCUGCAGGCUUUAAGCCAAAGGAGAGGAGAAUUGCAGCUGCUGUCACAACUUCUGCUGGAACAGAAGGAUCAAAUUCACUCUCAAAUGAUCAAUAUAACAAGCUGAUAAAUCUGCUUUCUAAACAUGACAUUGCAUCCAACACUGACACAGAUUCCAGCCAAGCUCUUUUGGCAGGGCCAUUUUCAAAGCAAACAGCCAAUUCUUCUUGGUAAGCUCAGAAAUGGUCUCUACACCAUAGACUCACAGUCUCCUAAAGUUUGUUUUGCUGCUACAAAUGAAGCUCAUCUUUGGCAUCUGAGGCUUGGCCAUAUUCCAUAUCAGCAAUUAAAGCAUUUGUCACCAUCCUGUGAUAUAAAGAUUGCUAGAGAUACUACUAUAUGUCAAAUUUGUCCUUUAGCUAGACAAACCAGACUUCCAUUUUCUAGUAGCAAUAUUAAGAGUACUGCUAUUUUACAACUGUUACAUAUUGAUUUGUGGGGACCAUACAAAGUCAAGACACACUAUGGAUGUACACAGUUUAUUACUAUUGUUGAUGACUUCA